UUUUAGCAGCCCCGGGCCCGGACGGGAAGUCGGUGUCACCCAGAGCCGGUAGCGGGGCGGGAGGGCGCAGCCCGGCCCCACAUCACCGCGUCCUCGCAGCGCUUCCUCCGGGAGAACACGGAGCCGCCUCCCAACCGGAGACAGCAGUGCUCAGAAAGGAAAGAAAACGGACCAAUAAAAAAAAAAAAAAAAAAAAAAAAAGGAAAACAACAAACCAACUUCUUUGCACUCUUCUGGACAAGCAAAGUUCCUGCCCGUUAUAAUUAUCUGCAACCUUCAUUGUUCUGGGGUAGAUAAACAGGCGGCGCUCAGCGCAGCUGCGGUGGGUGCUCCUCGCCCUGCUGGGUGCACUGGGCUCUGGGGUUUGGGAUCCGAGGUCUGGGGUUUGGGAGCUGAGACCUGGAGUCUGAGAUCUGGGGUUUGGGAUCCAAGAUCUGGGGUUUGGGGUUUGGGUUCUGGGCUGCAGCCAUGCCCCUGGGCCAGCUGAAGUUCGCCGAGCUGGGUGCAGAGGAGCCGGCUGCGGGCGAGGAGAGCCUGGCUGGGGUGAAGGCUCUGACGGCCAAGCUGAAGCUGCAGACCCGCCGCCCUUCCUACCUGGAGUGGGAGGCACGGGUGCGGGAGCAGCGCUGGGGCAGGCAGACCCCCAUGGGGGCGAAGGGAACCUCGGGGCACCCCGGGGCUGAGCAGGACGGCAGCGUCUGCGGGUUCCCCAGUAUGGAGGAGGCUCUGGAAUGGCUCAGGACGGAGCUGCAGGAGCUGCAGGCUGCGGACCAGCGCCUGGCACAGCAGCUGAUGCGCCUGCGGGUACAGCUGCACCGGCUGAAGGUGGAGCAGGCCUGCCACCGGCACAAGGAGAUGCUGGACGAUGCCGCCUUCGGCCUCGAGGGCUGCGAGGAGGACUCGGACCUGCUCUGCACCAUCCCGCCCAAGGCCGCCUUCCUGCUCUCCAUGCCGCUCAAGCACAUCGGUGUCACCCGCAUGAACAUCAACUCCCGGCGCUUCUCCCUCUGCUGAGCGCAGCGGGGCCCCGUGGGCACCCACGGGUGCGCCCGGGGGUUGGGAGGGGCUCACGGGUGCCCCCAAAGCGCCGCGGGGACAUCGGGCUCGGGGCUGAGCUCCUUCGUGUCUGUGCUAAGGGAACCGCGCCAUCCCCAUGGGGCACAUGUGCGUGGUGGGGGUCAGCCACAGGGGAGGAUGUGGGGAGCAGCGCUCAGAGGAGGAAUAAAAGGAGGUGUCGGUGAGAA
Numida meleagris (helmeted guineafowl) is the source of this 1244-nucleotide messenger RNA. RefSeq names its product family with sequence similarity 167 member B (gene FAM167B). NCBI's taxonomy places the organism in Eukaryota, Metazoa, Chordata, Aves, Galliformes, Numididae. Bases 469 to 1014 code for a protein of 181 amino acids. The record is from RefSeq and is a predicted model, not a curated record. The transcript is spliced from 2 exons.